AUGGCCCCGGCACCGAUUCGAGUCACGUUCUGCAAGCUUGGCGAUGACAGGCCAUCUGUGUGUGGCAUUCUCUAUCCAUUCCUCCCCAGCGGCAGUCUUGCUGAUCACAUAGAGAAGAAGAACGAGCUCGGGUCUCGAAAUCUAUGGUUGCAGCCUCCUUUGCGACCAUUACUUCUUGGUAAUUGUCAAGAGAUGUUUCUGAUGCCCAUUCUUAUGGCCAGUCUUGCAGGCGACCUGGCAUUUCUCUGGGAUAAGAGCGCGGAGGGUGGUUUCUGUCAAUCGGCAAUCGAGGCCGGACUUCGUAUACUCGAGUCCUGUGUAGAGGCGAAGUCGGCAUCCGAAAUAAAGGCCAGUGCAGAUAAUCCCGGGUGUUUAAAUGCAACCUCCGUUGCGAGCGCAGAUCGGCCGGUCUACAGUCCUUCCACUUCCAAGACAAAUGACCCUCUGGACUAUGCUCUCUCUACCGACCUCCAAAGCCAGCUCGUCUCUGUACUCAGAACUGCCAGGACAUCCUCUGAGAAGGCUAUACCUCUCGUCAAAAAUAUCCUCGAAAAUGGCCAUCCUAUAUUUCGAAAAAUUCUGUAA
Messenger RNA from Drepanopeziza brunnea f. sp. 'multigermtubi' MB_m1, 585 nucleotides. NCBI's taxonomy places the organism in Eukaryota, Fungi, Ascomycota, Leotiomycetes, Helotiales, Drepanopezizaceae. The record is from RefSeq and is a predicted model, not a curated record.